Molecule: messenger RNA, 3999 nt
Organism: Notolabrus celidotus (New Zealand spotty)
Lineage: Eukaryota; Metazoa; Chordata; Actinopteri; Labriformes; Labridae
Gene: uso1
Product: USO1 vesicle transport factor
Exons: 26
Coding region: 220-3135 (971 amino acids)
Biological process (GO): transcytosis; endoplasmic reticulum to Golgi vesicle-mediated transport; vesicle fusion with Golgi apparatus
Cellular component (GO): Golgi stack; ER to Golgi transport vesicle membrane; Golgi membrane
Molecular function (GO): protein binding
Source: RefSeq, a predicted model, not a curated record
UCGUCUUCUGAUCAGCCACGUAUCGCCACGUCUGCGCGCAUGCGCAAUGGGUUUACAUCGGUGUUCCGGGGUCGGUCCGUCAGUGUACACAGUGUAAAAAAAUCUCUGGUUUGUACCUUUUCUAUUCGCAUAGUCAAAACACGGACCACAGAGGGGGGUCGAGUCUUUCUUAAGAAGCAGAGGGGAUUGAACUAGGACACCGAGAGGACGUCUGUGAAGAUGAAUUUCUUCAGAGGAGUGAUUGGAGGGCAGGCAGCCGGGCCGCAGCCCUCUGGAGCGGAGACGAUCCAGAAGCUGUGUGAUCGGGUCGCUUCCUCAACGCUCCUAGAAGAUCGCAGAGAUGCUGUCCGUGCUCUUAAGUCCCUCUCUAAGAAAUACCGCAUGGAAGUCGGCACACAGGCGAUGGAACAUUUGAUUAACAUACUGCAAACUGACAGGUCUGACUCUGAGAUCCUGGGGUAUGCUUUGGACACACUGUACAACAUCAUCUGCAAUGAUGAGGAGGAGGAGCAAGAUGAAUCAGAAGAUGGAGUAACUCAUAUCCCUGUCUCAGGGAAGAAUACAAACGUUUCAGCGCCUGAUGAAGCCGCUCAGAAGCAGGCAGAUGAUCUCGGUGCUCUGUUCACAGACAGGUUCAUUGAGGACCCCGAACAUGUGACUCUGCUGCUCACUCUCCUGGAGGAGUUUGACUUCCAUGUACGUUGGCCUGGGGUGAAGCUGUUGACUGCUCUCCUCAAGAGCCAGGGUGUACAGGUCCAAGGGAUUAUUCUGGUCAGCCCCAUGGGUGUUUCCAGGUUGAUGGACCUGUUGGCAGACUCUCGAGAGGUCAUUCGAAAUGAUGGCUUAUUGCUGCUUCAACAGCUGACCAAAAGCAAUGCCGCCAUUCAGAAAAUUGUGGCUUUUGAAAACGCAUUUGAACGUCUGCUAGAUAUCAUCACAGAGGAGGGCAGCAGUGAUGGAGGUAUUGUGGUGGAGGAUUGUUUGCUGCUGCUGCUCAACCUGCUAAAAAACAACAGCUCCAAUCAGAACUUCUUUAAGGAGGGCUCAUACAUCCAGAGGAUGAAGCCGUGGUUUGAGGUCGGGGACGAUAACUCUGGUUGGUCUGCACAGAAAGUCACCAACCUCCACCUAAUGCUGCAGUUGGUGAGAGUAAUGGUAUCUCCGGUGAACUCUCCUGGGGCCACAGCCAGCUGUCAGAAGUCCAUGUACCAAUGUGGUCUGCUGCAGCAGUUAUGCACCAUCCUCAUGGCCACUGGUGUGCCUGCUGACAUCCUUACUGAGACAAUCAACACUGUGUCAGAGGUUAUCAGAGGCUCACAGGUCAACCAGGACUACUUUGCAUCUGUCAAUGCUCCUUCAAACCCACCAAGACCGGCCAUUGUGGUGCUGCUCAUGUCCAUGGUGAAUGAGAGACAGCCGUUUGUGCUUCGCUGUGCAGUCCUCUACUGCUUCCAGUGUUUCCUCUACAAAAACCAGAAAGGACAGGGGGAGAUUGUGGCUACACUGCUGCCCUCCACCAUCGAUGCCAAUUCCAUCUCAGCGGGCCAGCUGCUGUGCGGAGGCCUUUUCUCAGCGGACUCUCUGUCCAACUGGUGCGCUGCUGUAGCUCUGGCUCACUCCCUGCAGGACAACCUCACCCAGAAAGAGCAGCUGCUGAGGGUCCAGCUGGCCACCAGCCUGGGAAAGCCCCCGGUCUCACUGCUGCAGCAAUGUACAAACAUUCUCUCCCAGGGCAGUAAAGUGCAGACACGGGUCGGCCUCCUCAUGCUGCUGUGUACUUGGAUCAGCAACUGUCCGAUAGCUGUCACACACUUUCUUCACAACCAGGAGAACGUUCCCUUUCUGACUGCUCAGAUCUCGGAGAACCUGGGGGAGGAUGAAAGGCUGGUGCAGGGUCUCUGUGCGCUGCUUCUCGGCAUCUGCAUUUAUUAUAAUGACAACUCACUGGAAAACUACACCAAAGAGAAGCUAAAGCAGCUCAUUGAGAAGCGGAUAGGGAAGGAGAACUUUGUCGAGAAACUGGGCUUCAUCACUAAACAUGAGCUGUACUCGCGGGCGGCUCAGAAGCCGCAGCCCGUCUUCCCGUCUCCAGAGCAGAUGCUGUUUGACCACGAGUUCACUAAGCUGGUGAAAGAGCUGGAGGGUGUUAUCACUAAAUCGGUUCAUAAAUCCAGUGAGGAGGAGAAGAAGGAAGAGGAAGUGAAGAAGACGUUAGAGCAACACGACAACAUUGUAACUCAGUAUAAGGAACUGAUUAGAGAACAGGAUACUCAAAUUCAGGAGCUGAAGGAACAGGUAUCAUCCAUGUCAUCUCAAAACGAACAGAUGCAGACGACAGUCACACAGCAGCUGUCUCAGAUCCAGCAGCACAAAGAUCAGUACAACCUCCUCAAACUGAAAUUAGGUAAAGACAACCAGAGUCAGUCGAACAGUCAGGCAGACGGCUCGCAGAUGAACGGACUUCAAACAGAGGAGGUCACACAGCUCAGAGAGGAACUCGAAGAGCUCCGCAAGCAACACACACUCCUUCAGACACAACUCGGUGAAAAAGACACACUCAUCAGUAGCCUGAGGUCAGAGUCUUCACAGACAGCAGAGGGUUCAGCAGCAGCAGAAUCAGACCAUACAGAACUACUCAAGGAGCUGGAGGCUCUGAGGAUUCAGGUCCAGUCACAGUCGGCAGAAAUCAACCAGAUGAAGACAGAAAGAGAAGAGCUGCUCAGGAGAGCUGAAGCUACGUCCUCAGAGGCAGCACCCAGCAGUGAUGGCUCAUCAGAUUCUGCCAAAAUGGCAGAACUAGAGAGCAGACUCGCGGCACAGACAGCAGAGACAGACAGACUCAAGGCAGAGGUAAAGAGCUCGUCAGAGAGCCGACCAGAGCUGGAGCAGCAGCUGGCCUCAGCCACCAGCACGGUGGCCAUCCUGCAGACGGAGAAGGCAAAGCUGCAAACAGAAGUGCAGGAGUCCAAGAAGGAGCAGGACGACCUGCUGAUGCUGCUGGCUGACCAGGACCAGAAAAUCCACUCCCUCAAACAGAAACUCAAAGACCUGGGAGAGACGGUGGACGAUGAGGAUGACCUGGACACCAGGGACCAGACAGAUGACGAUUACGAGGAGGAUGAAGAUGAAGACUAGAAUAAAAAAAUCCUGGAAGAAGAAAAAAGGAGAGAUCUAUUGGACAGCGAGACAGAAAAGACUUUUCAGAGACACAACUGAGAAACGGAACUUUAGGACUUAACACUAAAGCUGUUUCUCUCUCCAGCUGCCAUGCUAUGUUCAAUUUUCUUUACCCCGACUCAUCACAUCACAUGCACAUGUUGAUUAAGACAUUGUUUUAGCUCAGAGAUCAGGUUCUUCAGUUUUCAGUGACAGAAAAAAAAAGAUAUAAACAUGUCAGUGCAUUCAUCUUUGCCACUGUUCACCAUCAGUUAGUGAUGGAUUUUACCAGUCGUGCUUAUUGUAACGUAAUGUCACAUAGUGUUAGGUUAAUUUUGAAACACAUCACCGAAGGAAUUCAGAGAGGGGGGGAUAUAAACUGUAGCAGAAAAUAAAAUGAGCAGAUUUAAUGUUAUAAUUUGCAUUUUUAUCAUAAACAUGCUGUCAAAGUCUUGAUGCUUUUGUCAUCUCAUGUGAUGCACGUCAAGCAUCAGGAUCAUGUGCGACUUGUCACUGUGCUGCACCCUCGGUUGAUCAACACGCCCACUGAUCAGUUCAGGUCAGUGUGUCAACAGUAUUUCAGUUAUUUCAUUUCACUUUGAAAACAAAAACCUAAUCGCUCUACAAUAUGCUGCAAAAAAAAAAUACACUGACAGAAAAGAUGUAAAGACAAAAAUGAUAUUUUUGCAACUUUUUGUCCAGUUCUGGCAUCCAGCUUCUGUAUGAUAUUGUGUAACUUAUCGAUUUAUGAGCCACAUUGAUAUGAAUAAAGAAUCUAUCGGUCUGUAUGCCUGUAUGGAGGGAUAAUUGUAGAUAUAUUAAAUUUUACUUAAUCCACAAUGA